This is a messenger RNA of Seriola aureovittata, 4832 nucleotides long. It is a transcript of the gene sfswap, whose product is annotated as splicing factor SWAP. The transcript has 19 exons. The record is from RefSeq and is a predicted model, not a curated record. Gene Ontology annotation, molecular function: RNA binding. The coding region runs from base 1417 to 4167 and encodes 916 amino acids. Lineage: Eukaryota; Metazoa; Chordata; Actinopteri; Carangiformes; Carangidae. Gene Ontology annotation, biological process: RNA processing; mRNA 5'-splice site recognition.
GUGAGUGACAGUGAUAAAUACGCCGACCUUUUGGUGUUCGGCUAUGCCUGCAAACUGUUCCGAGACGACGAAAGGGCUCUUUACCACGAACAUGGAAAACAUCUUAUCCCAUGGAUGGGGGACAAGAGCAUCAUGAUUGAUAGGUCGGUUGAACAAACUUAGACCGAAACAUUAUGCUAACCAUCUAUCCUGUCCGUUAGCCUGUUUCAAAAUGCAAGGGACCACUUGGGAGUUUGUCUUGCAGAAGCUUGGAAAUACGUGCAACUGUCGACGAAUGUUUUAUUUCUUGCUUGCUAACUUGUCUUUGGACGUCCUGAAAUGACAACAAAUGGUAUUUGAAGUUUUUAGAAUAACAUGCGAAGAUGCAAAUCUUAGCCAAUCUCUGCUAACGUUAGCCAUGAUGUUGAACUAUCAAUAUGGCCCUCAGUUGCCAAUUCAUUAGGCACACUAUCCUAAAGCUAAUGCAGUUGAAUACAACAACACUGGUACCAACUUUAAACAAAAACUAAACAUUACAACAUUCAUUAAGAUAUGAUUCAUUGUAGAACUGCUGUAAUAAACUGCAUAAGUCUAAGCUAGGCACCUCCUUAACUGGCAACUGAUAUUUAAAUUUCCCUUAGGUCAACAUAGGUUAGCUUUGAGUUGGACUUUGCAUCUUGGUAUGUUGGGAGAAUUUCCUCUGGAGACUUUCACUCCACGCACACUUUGUAGUUCACAAAUAUGGAAGUAAAAAUGGGAGUAUGACACAGAAGAUGAUUUAUUCUCUCUGUCCUUUUCCAAUUGAGUUUUGCUUAAAAUACCAGUGUGUACACAAAGCAAAUGACCUGGGGAUUUUAUUGUGCUGUGCUGAUAUCCACAAGGCCAGAGCAAAUUCUAACCAAGACUAAAGUUACUGCAGUUAAGGUUAUUCAAAAUAUCACAAUGACAUUUAAAACUCAGGUUUGACUAAAUAACAAAAAUGUUUAAAGGUGAUUUGAAUAGAUGUAGUACUGUAGGACUCACAUCAAGGUCUACUACUGCACUGAAGCUUUAAUGAUGUCUCUAACUUGUAAGUCGCUUUGGAUGAAAGCGUUUGCCAAAUGAUUAAAUGUAAAUGAUUUCAACCUUUCUGCAAAACAUUGCUGCAGGUGAUGGAGUAACACAUUUAAUGCCACCUCCACAUAGAACAAGUAAUAAAUUACUCCUUAAAAUAGUGCAUUUGUCCUUUUGAAUCACCUUCAUCUGCAGUGGCCCAACUUGUGUUUAAUUUGUACAGCUUUUGUAUGUGUGUCUUUAUCACAUAACCCAGUUUUUUCCCCAGCAAGGUAGGCUAAGGGGUCCUGCCAAAACCCCGAAUGCCAACCACAGCACCCCAUUUCUUUGUCUUCAUGAAGAAACUGCAACUGAGAAGUGGCGUAGAGGGACGAACCCUGGAAAAUGUCGUCCAUUUGGGUUCUUACGGAUAGAUACGAUGGGCGCGGUCACUUACAUGACCUUUCAGAGUAUGACAGCGGGUCAUGGAAUACAUCGUACCAGCUGUCGGAGGAAGAGGCCAGGAUUGAGGCACUGUGUGAUGAAGAAAGGUACCUGGCUCUGCACACUGACCUGCUGGAAGAAGAGGCUAGACAAGAGGAGGAGUACAAACGUCUGAGUGAGGCUCUGGCUGAUGAAGGCUCCUACACUGCAGUGGCCUUUAAAUACAGCGCUGACUACUAUGACCCCUCUCAGCCCACGGAGGAGGAGGAUGCUAACAAGGAAUCUGAAGAGGCAGAGCCUGAGGAGAGUGAGGAACCGUUCGUUGCUCCCCCAGGGCUGGCCAUCCCUCCUGAUGUGGAACUGCCGGCAACAAUUAAGACCCAUAACAUCAUCGAGAGGACAGCCAACUUUGUGUGUCAGCAGGGGGCUCAGUUUGAGAUAGUGCUGAAAGCCAAGCAGGCUGGUAACUCCCAGUUUGACUUUCUUCGUUUUGACCACUACUUGAACCCUUAUUACAAACACAUCUUGCGGGCCAUGAAGGAGGGUCGAUACAACCUUGUCCCCUCCAACAAGCAAGAGCAGUCACAGGACUCUCACUCUGAUGAUUCAGAUGAGGAUGGGGAUGGCAGCUACCUUCAUCCCAGCCUGUUUGCCCCGAAAAAGAGCUCUCGCCUGGAGGAGCUGGUGAAGCCUCUCAAAGUAAUGGACCCAGACCAUCCUCUGGCAGCACUUGUACGAAAAGCCCGGCAAGAAAGAAAUGGCACUGCAGCAAUGGCAACCAAACCAGAGCAAGUGACAGAUCCAGCUGCAUCAAGCACACCAGCGCAGUACACUGCUGACCCAGCAGUGUACUAUGGGUACUACAUGCUUCCUGAUGGAACGUUCUGCUUGGCCCCACCACCUCCAGGGAUAGAGGCAACCUCCUACUACAAUAAUAUGCCCUCAGCUGUAAUGGCUGCUCCCCCUACCUCCUCUGCGGCCUUGCCUCAUUUGGGGACACCCACCCCUCCUGAAACUAUCACCAUGGCACCACCAGCUACAGCCCCCUCUCAGGUCACCAGCUCUGCUGCUCCAGCAAGUGUACCAGAAACCAGUUCGAAAGCCGAAGCUCAAGUUUCCACACCAGCAGCACCAGCGAUCAUCCCCCCACCACCUGACAUUCAGCCAGUCAUAGACAAGCUGGCCGAGUACGUUGCUAGGAACGGUUUAAAGUUUGAGGCCAGUGUCCGUGCCAAGAAUGAUCCACGGUUUGACUUUCUGCAGUCUUGGCAUCAGUACAACACCUAUUACGAGUUUAAGAAGAAUUACUUCAUGCAGAAGGAAGGAAAAGGCUUGGCAGAGAGUGGGACGGGAGAUGAUGACGAUGAGUCAGACAAAUCAGUCAAGGAGCCCAAGCUGACUAAAGCUUUGUUUGCUCCCAUAUGUUUUGCCAUCAAGGCAAAGGAAAAUGACUUAUUGCCACUGGAGAAGAACAGAGUUCGACUGGACGAUGACUCAGACGAGGACAAGUUGCUGGAGGAGGAGGGGCUGGAAGCUGUGAUGGGUGGAGCUGAGAUGGUUGACAAGGAGCCUCCUCCAGUCAGUGCACCAGAAGAAAAGAGACCCUCCCUUAGUUUGGAGGAGCUGGAGGCAAAACAAGCCAAGCAGAAACUAGAGGAUCGUCUAGCAGCUGCAGCUAGGGAGAAGCUGGCCCAGGCAUCUAAGGAGUCCAAGGAGAAACAGCUACAGGCUGAGAGGAAGAGGAAGGCAGCGCUCUUCCUACAGACCCUCCGCAACCCUUUUGCUGGAGAGCCUGAGGCCAAGAGAGUUGAGCUAGACUCAUCUGCACAGCUAGAGAUGCAAGAAGCCCUUUCUGUUCUGUCUGACCUUGCGCCCUCUCAAGUUUCCUCGGCGCAACCUACGUAUCCUCAAGAUAAAAGGCCACCCAUGGAGAACCAAGGAAGCUAUCGCAGCAGGGAGGCCCCGUCCUCCUCAUCCUCCCACAUUACCUCCAGAGGAGCAGACAGAGACAGAGAGAAAGACAGAGACCGAGACAGAGACCGAGACAGAGACCGAGACAGAGACCGAGAGAGAGACCGAGAGAGAGACCGAGAUAGAGAUAGAGACAGAGACAGAGAUAGAGAUAGAGAUAGGGACAGAGAUAGAGAUAGAGACAGAGAUAGAGACAGAGAUAGAGAUAGAGACAGAGACAGGAACAAAGGGAGGGACAAAGAGAAAAAGAAGAAAAAACACAAGAGGAGGACAAGGUCAAGGUCAAAGAACAGACACUCCCUCCCCAGUGCCUACAGGAGAGCCCGCAGAUCCCGUUCACACUCCCCAGGGAGAAGGGACAGGAGGGGUAACUCAUCAGAGAGGAGACGUGAAGAGAGAGAGCGGGAGCGCCAUCAUCCCAGCAGCAGUUCCAACCUGCCCAGGGGGCAUUCUAGAUCCAGGUCUCCUGCUGAAAAAAGGAGGAACUCCUUGUCAUCCUCAGGACAGAUGCAAACUGUGGGUUCCUCUCUCUCUCCAUAUUCUUCACCUGGCAGAGUUUUGUCCCCAUCAGCUAGCCCUGCCUCCAGCCUUGCCCACUCCAGGGGUGGUUCUCAGGAGAAAGACAAGGCAGUGUCCUCUUCCAUAGUAACGUCUGUUCAGUCCAAAAUAACUCAGGAUCUGAUGGCCAAAGUGCGAGCCAUGCUUGCCACUUCCAAGACCUUCCAACCUCCCAAUUCCUAAAGAGGGCACGGGUUUCUACUAGUCGUGAUAGCCUCGGCCAAUCAGCGAGCAGCAUUCUCCGAUUUCCUGGAGAUCUAUCUGAUCUGGAUCUGUAACCCUCUGUUCCUUGAUUUAUUAUUUCAUCUUGAUUUGAGCAUCAACAGAUUCACUUUGGCCACAUUAUGUCAUCUGCAGAAUUUUAAGAGUGGAGUAAAGGCACUAAUUACUGACCUGAGAAAACAGUUCAUCAGCUGGGAGAUCAUGUCGACAGUUGACAAAUUUUGGUGCAGGGAGACUGAAAUGUGGAAAUAAUCCAUAUGUUAUUUUGCAUUCUGUUUUAAGACACCCUACUUAUCUCCCACGUGUUGAUAGUCAUUCUGUGACGCAUUACCAAAAGCUACAGGAGGUCUGUAUUCUCUCCUUCUAUGAAGGGUUGUGUUGUUUUGAUAAUUUCAUUUCUCUCCUCCCUCCUCUGGUAUUCUCCACUGUUUUCCCUUUUUAUUUCCUCCCCCAGCUUUUCUCUCCAGCACCUCACCCAUCUACUUGAGAAGCUGUUUUAAUUUUUUACUCUGUCCCUCAGCUCUAGUGCGUGGCCUUCUAUUUCUGUUCCUGGUUUGUACUGUAAGGAAUUUAAUGCAGAACUACUUUCUAAUCCAAACUGUCAAUAAAGUUUCAAUUAUGAUUUA